This is a messenger RNA of Acaulospora colombiana, 214 nucleotides long. NCBI's taxonomy places the organism in Eukaryota, Fungi, Glomeromycota, Glomeromycetes, Diversisporales, Acaulosporaceae. The record is from the annotation of a GenBank genome assembly.
AUGCCAAUCAAAUUUGAAGAUGAAGCAAAUAAACCGUCGCUAGAAGAAUACUUGGCAACGUUAAAAGGUCUAACAGACCAAACGGUCUCCAGUGCCUCCAAACUUCCACAAGACAUACCCUUCCACCGGUCUCUCGAUCGAAAAUUUCGAACAGACCUCGACGCCGCGUCUGAACGCGUACUUCGACUCACCAACAAACUUUUAAAAGUCUCAA